CGGGGGAUUCAUGGAGGAUUUCGGGCAGAAGGUGGACCUCACGCAGCGGAUCCGCGAGGUGCUGCUCAACUAUCCCGAGGGGACGACCAUCCUCAAGGAGAUGAUCCAGAACGCGGACGACGCGGGAGCGAGCCAGGUGUGUUUCUGUGUGGAUCGCCGCCGCCACGCCGUCGAUUCCCUCGUCUCGCCGCCGCUAGCGCAGUGGCAAGGCCCCGCCCUCCUCGCCUACAACAAUGCCGCCUUCACGGAGGAGGAUUUCCAGAGCAUUUCCAGGAUUGGCGACAGCAAGAAGCGCGGCCAGGCGUGGAAGACUGGCCGAUUUGGGAUUGGAUUUAACUCCGUGUACCAUCUCUCGGAUCUGCCAUCGUUUGUGAGUGGCAGUCACGUCGUCUUCUUCGAUCCGCAGUGCCAGUUCUUGCCGAGUGUAUCGUCGCUAAAUCCUGGCAAACGCAUUGACUUUGUCGCUUCCACGGCUCUCGAGAACUUUCCCGACCAGUUCUCGCCAUACUGUGUUUUCGGCUGUGACAUGCGACGUCCUUUCGGAGGUACUCUCUUUAGAUUUCCAUUGAGGUCUGCCGAGCAAGCCGCCACCAGCAAGCUUUCCAAGCAGUCGUAUACUUCCACUGACAUGCUGGAGCUUCUCCGCGAUUUAUAUCACGAGAUUGUACAGGUGAUGCUCUUUCUCAAGAACGUCGAACGCGUGGAGUUUUACGAGUGGAGCGCCGGUUCUAGCUCCCCGACUCUGCUUUACUCGUGUGCCGUGAGGCUGCCAACUUCCGAGAUAAGAUCGCACAGGCAGCUGUUUCUGAGGCUUUCCAAGGGAAAAGACGCUGCUGCUAGCGAAGAAACGAAGGAUGUUUUCAGAUUGGAGCUGGUUACCAAUGCUUACACAGGGGCUGACAGCGGCAAGGAAAGUUUGAGCUCGUUUCUUAUCUCGCAAGCUAUGGGGUCUUCCGCUAGCAGAAUUGGUGCUCUGGCUACAAAUGCUUUCAAGAGUUAUGGCCUGCGUCUUCUUCCUUGGGCAUCAGUUGCUGCAUCUAUUUUACCCGGUAAGGAAUGGAGGUCGAAGGUCGCGCGUUUUGCUUUCUUCCGCUUCCUAUAAAAACCGGGAUGCCGUUUCACGUCAACGGAUACUUCGAGCUCUCGGCAAAUCGACGAGAUAUAUGGCACGGUUCCGACAUGGACAGGAUGGGAAAGCUU
Molecule: messenger RNA, 1200 nt
Organism: Selaginella moellendorffii
Lineage: Eukaryota; Viridiplantae; Streptophyta; Lycopodiopsida; Selaginellales; Selaginellaceae
Product: sacsin-like
Exons: 3
Coding region: 11-1102 (363 amino acids)
Molecular function (GO): Hsp70 protein binding
Source: RefSeq, a predicted model, not a curated record